Molecule: messenger RNA, 1237 nt
Organism: Neocloeon triangulifer
Lineage: Eukaryota; Metazoa; Arthropoda; Insecta; Ephemeroptera; Baetidae
Product: aldo-keto reductase family 1 member A1
Exons: 8
Coding region: 138-1109 (323 amino acids)
Cellular component (GO): cytosol
Molecular function (GO): aldose reductase (NADPH) activity
Source: RefSeq, a predicted model, not a curated record
GAACGCCUUUGAGGGUCACGCUUUGGUGCCCACAAGUGUUUCAUACGAGAAAGUACACCGACAACCAACCCACUCUCCAACGAGUCGAUUCAAAGUGAGCAAAGUGAGCGCAGUUUCUUUUCGGAAUCGGCCUGAAGAUGAAGUACAUCGACUUGCCGGGCGGUGUGGGCAAAAUGCCAAUCGUGGGCUACGGAACGUGGCAGGCCGUGGAUUCCGAGCUGGAGGCCGCACUCGACGAGGCCCUGACCAUUGGCUAUCGGCACAUUGAUACCGCUUAUGUUUAUGAAAAUGAGCAAGUUGUCGGUAAAGUGCUGAAGAAGUGGUUGGACGCCGGUAAAGUCAAACGGGAGGAUCUGUUUGUGGUCACUAAGUUGCCCGAAGUUGGAAAUCGUCCAGAAGGAGUUGAAAAAUAUAUCAAGAGAUCCCUGGAAAAACUGCAGUUGGACUACUUGGACUUGUACUUAGUUCACGUUCCUUUCAGCUAUCUCGAAAGGGGCGACGAGAUUCACCCUAGGAAAGAGGACGGAUCUAUGUUGAUUGACCCAACAACGGAUCAUGUUGCUGUUUGGAAGGCAAUGGAAGCGCAAGUCGCUGCCGGCAGAACAAAAGCCAUCGGAAUCUCAAAUUUCAACGAGCGCCAGAUUGAAAGAAUCGUGGCCAACGCCACUAUCAAGCCUGUAAAUUUGCAGGUUGAGGUACACGCGUACUUCCAGCAAAGGUCUUUGGAAAAGUUGUGCAAGAAGCAUGGAAUCUCAAUGGUCGCUUAUUCACCCCUCGGCUCGAAAAGCAUGCAGCGCAUUCUUGCCCAAGUUGGCAUUGAAAAAGAGCUGCCCGACUUGUUUGACAACCAGGUGGUCUUGGAAAUUGCAACCAAAUUGGGGAAAACGCCGGCGCAAAUUUUACUCAGACACACUGUGCAAAGAGGAAUUGCGGUCAUUCCAAAAAGUGUCAAUCCACAGAGGAUGCGCGAAAACUUUGAGAUUUUGGAUUUUGAGUUGAGCUCUGAGGAUGCAAAAGCCCUUGAUGCUCUGGACCAAGGACCAGCGGCCAGAGUUUUGGAUUUCAGUUUUUUCAAAGGGAUCCGUGAACAUCCAGAGUUCCCAUUUUAAAACAAAGGAGAGACUAGAAGUUUUUGUUCUUUGUUAUUUUUACCAGUACGGUGCAUUUUUAAUAAGUUGAAAAAUAAUUAUUCCUGAUAUAUCAAAUAAAAGUGUUGAAUUAAAAAUAAAUUAAUUAU